AUGGCCCUGGUUCUGGAGCCCCGUCCCGGGCAGCCAGCUGGUAAGCCACAGGACGACGAAGCUCGUCAGCGGCAGGCGCUCGCAGCGCUAUGUGUCCGAGGCCAAACGGACCAGGUGCUGGAGUUCCUGAAAAGCCCGGAGUCCGUGCACAUCGCCUCUGGCGAGCUGGACGCUGCUGGAGACUCCGCAUUGCACCUGGCAGUUCUGGGGGGACACCUCGUGUUCACGCAGGAGUUGCUGGCGGCCUCCUGUGAGGUGCAUGCCCGCGACCAUCGUGGCCGAUCUCCCUUGCACGUGGCGGCCAUGGAGGGAAGCCCUGAGCUGGCUUUGGAGCUCCUGACCGCCGGGGCCGAUGCCAAUGUCAGGGACGAUUGGAACCAGACAGCCCUCCACUGGGCAUCAACAGCGCAUUCAGCAGAUCUGGUGUCAGUCUUGUUGGAUGGCGGGGCCGAUCCUCUGCUUCGCGAUAGCUUUGGCAGGACAGCCGCUUUCAUGGCCGCAGAGCAGGGCAAGAUGGAACUCUUGGCCCGCUUGCUCGACAAGGCUCCCAGCGCCGUCUCGAUCCCGAACAACGAGUAUUGGACCCCGCUACAUGUGGCAGCUUUCGGGGUGCAAGCCGUAAAGAACUUCACAAAGCCUUUGAAGUUUGCGGAGACCGUCAAGAUGCUGCUGGCUGCGAAGGCGGAAGUUGAUGCCAAGGACGAAAAUUGCCGCACAGCCCUGCACAGAGCUGCCCAAGCAGGAAACAGCGAACAGCUUGUAGCCCUGCUGGCUGCCGGCGCGAGUGUGUCCACUGCAGAUGAGUGCAGGUGGACACCCUUACACUAUGCAAGCCAGGAGGGCCACUUGGGCAUUGCAAAGCUCCUGAUUGAUGCCAAGGCCGAUCCUGAGCCUCGGAGUCCAACAUGCCUGACACCACUCGCAGUGGCAACCGAAGAGAACCAGGCGAAGAUGGUCGAGUUUCUCCUCAAGCAGCGUGCAGAUCCCCAUGCCAGAGCAAAAGGCCUCCAUUCUCCUCUGAUGCUGGCUCGGAGCGACCCGACGAAGUACGCUGACAUACUCGCGCUCCUGGAGCUGGGCUUCAUUCAUCACUAA
Molecule: messenger RNA, 1095 nt
Organism: Symbiodinium natans
Lineage: Eukaryota; Dinophyceae; Suessiales; Symbiodiniaceae
Source: the annotation of a GenBank genome assembly